AAAAGCCCUAACGUAAUAAAAGUAUUUUUAGAGGGUGGGGUUAUUCUAAACAAUUCAAUAUGGGGUACCGUAUGCAUUAAAUGCGAACCCACCAGAUGUCUGCCAUUAAACCUAUUUAGACCAAUUUAUUCUUUCACCUCGGCAGAAAUGUAGGAUAGGGGUCCUGUAUCAGACUACAAUUUGGUACCCACUAAUGUUGCCAUAGCAACUGCCUCCAGCGUUCACUAGGAUGCAAUAAGGACUUUUGAUAUUAAAAUAUCCAACCAAUCCCCUUGUUCCAACCUGAAUGCUGAUAGACUACAGCGUGUACAAAGUGCAGUUGGCCAUGUACGACAGGUUUUCAGUGGAUCUCUGAAGGUUCUGGGCAGAGGAAAAAUGAGUCAGACUGGCACAGUGGGGUUGUAUCAAAGUUGAAACAACCGAUACAGUAUAGAGAGGAAGGAAAGGAAGUAAUGGACUACACUACACUAUGGGGGAUCAUCGUCACCCCUCGCUUGUGGCGCACGAACACCAACCCCAAUAAACUACAUUCUGCAGCAAAUAUUGAAUUAACAUCCGAGGGGUGACUAGUCUCUAGGCUAUAAAGUCACAGGGCAGGAUACAUUUGCACAUUUUGCUCCAUCAAACAUGCGUAAGCUUCUGUGCGCAAUUUGGCGCGUUUUGGGUAGAUUUUCAAUGGAUCCGAUGAAUGAUGCUACUGCUAGUAUACCUAGGCCUACUUAAAAAUGUGUCCAUGAGAAACUCCGGAAGAAGAAUGAAUAGGCUUCUUGGAAACAACUUGCUUGCAUCUGAGUUAUAAUAUGCAGCAGGCGGACCUAUUAGGCACACCCCCUACACGCGCACUGAAUUACUGAAGGCUGCCUACUGCCCUACGCGUGGAUCUGUUAUGCGGCAGCGGCACUGUACAUCGACGGGAGAAGGCGAAAGCUUGGCGAUGGGAUUUUAGCACUCAAAAUUUCAGACCAAAAGUAGAGACAUUAUUUUGUGAAAUAUCUGUUCUUCCCUCGGAGUCAGACAUCUGAAUAUAGGGAUCACCGCCUUGGAUAUUGUGUUGAAUUUUAAAAGCAGUCUUGUAGCGCGCUCGAGACCCUUCCCCCCUCUUCUUCUGCCCCUCCAUCCAGCAUCGAUUCUCCCUCAACCAGAGCCUGUCGCGCUAAGCUGAACUGAAAAUGUCUGCCCCAGCUGCUGAUGGUGCCCCGGCCGCAGACGGCCCCCCCGCCGCUCCCCCCAACACCACCAGCAACCGCCGCCUACAGCAGACACAGGCACAAGUGGACGAGGUGGUGGACAUCAUGCGUGUGAACGUGGAUAAGGUGCUGGAGCGCGAUCAGAAGCUGUCUGAGCUGGACGACCGGGCUGACGCACUGCAGGCCGGAGCCUCCCAGUUCGAGAGCUGCGCAGCAAAACUCAAGAACAAGUACUGGUGGAAAAACUGCAAGAUGAUGAUUAUAAUGGGAGUCAUUGGAGUCAUCCUGGUCGGAAUCAUCUGCAUGCACUUCUUCUCUUGA
Messenger RNA from Engraulis encrasicolus (European anchovy), 1508 nucleotides. It is a transcript of the gene vamp1b, whose product is annotated as vesicle associated membrane protein 1b. NCBI's taxonomy places the organism in Eukaryota, Metazoa, Chordata, Actinopteri, Clupeiformes, Engraulidae. Gene Ontology annotation, cellular component: SNARE complex; plasma membrane. The transcript has 5 exons. The record is from RefSeq and is a predicted model, not a curated record. Bases 1170 to 1508 code for a protein of 112 amino acids. Gene Ontology annotation, biological process: vesicle fusion; vesicle-mediated transport; SNARE complex assembly. Gene Ontology annotation, molecular function: syntaxin binding; SNAP receptor activity.